Molecule: messenger RNA, 876 nt
Organism: Jaculus jaculus (lesser Egyptian jerboa)
Lineage: Eukaryota; Metazoa; Chordata; Mammalia; Rodentia; Dipodidae
Gene: Cmbl
Product: carboxymethylenebutenolidase homolog
Exons: 6
Coding region: 117-854 (245 amino acids)
Molecular function (GO): hydrolase activity
Source: RefSeq, a predicted model, not a curated record
UCCUCUCCCUCUCUCCCUCUCUCUCUCUCUCUCUCUCUCUCUCUCUCUCUCUCUCUCUCUGACUGCCGGCUCCCCGCAGACUCCACGGUAACACCAGCCCAACGUCAGAAACACCAAUGGCUAACGAAGCUUAUCCCUGUCCAUGUGACAUUGGCGACAGGCUGGAGUAUGGAGGCAUGGGCCAUGAAGUUCAGGUUGAGCACAUCAUGGCUUAUAUCACCCGACCUCCUGUGGACACGGGCAAGGCUGUGAUUGUCAUUCAAGAUAUCUUUGGGUGGAAACUGCCCAACACCAGGUAUAUGGUCGACAUGAUUGCCAGAAAUGGAUACACAGCCAUCCUUCCGGACUUCUUUGUGGGGCAGGAGCCAUGGGACCCGGCUGCUGACUGGUCCACAUUCCCCAAGUGGCUGGAAACAAGAAAUGCCAGAAAGAUCAAUCGAGAGGUGGAUGCUGUCUUGAGGUUUCUGAAACAACAAUGCCAUGCCCAGAAGAUUGGCACCGUGGGCUUCUGCUGGGGCGGGGCUGCUGUGCACCACGCGAUGGUGACGUACCCAGAGCUCCGGGCAGGAGUGUCCCUCUAUGGCAUCAUCAAAGACACUGAGGACUGGUAUGGUCUGAAGAACCCCACUCUGUUCAUCUUCGCCGAGAACGACUCCCUGAUUCCGCUUGAACAAGUCUCUUUGCUGAACCAGAAGUUGAAAGAACAGUGCAAAGUUGAUUAUCAAAUUAAAACGUUUUCGGGGCAAACUCAUGGCUUUGUGCACAGGAAGAAAGAAAACUGCUCCCCUGCUGACAAGCCUUACAUCGAUGAGGCGAGAAGGAAUUUAAUUGAAUGGCUGAACAAGUACAUUUAGAAACAAACUUUUUCAGCAUUAG